Theileria orientalis strain Shintoku is the source of this 1164-nucleotide messenger RNA. RefSeq lists its product as uncharacterized. Bases 1 to 1164 code for a protein of 387 amino acids. Gene Ontology annotation, biological process: phosphatidylethanolamine biosynthetic process; phosphatidylcholine biosynthetic process. The transcript is spliced from 2 exons. Gene Ontology annotation, molecular function: choline kinase activity; ethanolamine kinase activity. The record is from RefSeq and is a predicted model, not a curated record. Lineage: Eukaryota; Apicomplexa; Aconoidasida; Piroplasmida; Theileriidae. Gene Ontology annotation, cellular component: cytoplasm.
AUGAUUAAUCUCAAUGGGUAUAACACAACUAAAAAAAUACCUUCAUACACAGCUUCUGUUCUCAAAAGUAAGUUAACACACGAUAAACAUGACUCGGGCAUUUACGUAUUAAAUGACGAAGAUAUUAAAUCAAUAAAGGAUAUUUGUAUUAAAAACAUUCCAUUUUGGAACAAUUUAGAUUAUAAUGAUAUCGAGAUACAAUUGAAAUCUAAUUCAGUUUCAAAUAUAGUUUUCUUUGUGAAUUUAAUUUGCGAGAACAAUGAAAUAUAUCCGAAUCGUACUGUUAUAUUGAAGAAGCGUACCUCUUAUAGCAAUGUUAUUUAUGACAGGGAACUUCAACUUAAUGUAGCUGAACUACUGGGUGAGAAUAACCUAGGACCACGUGUGAUUUGUAGAUGUUCAGACUAUACGAUUCAGGAAUUUGUGGAAGGAACCACUUUGAAGAACAGCUCAUUUCAAAAUUUAUCGGUUAUCACAAGUCUUGCCUCGACUUUGGCCAAAUUUCACAGGAAGGGUACUGAGAUAUCACUUCCUGAGUGGGAUAGAACACCCUUUGUUCUUAGACAUAUUAACAAGUGGACUGAACCGGUAGAACGUAUAAUUAAGAAACACAACUUGGAUUUCGAUUUUAACGAGUUACAAUCUUCGUUUGAACUGUACAAAACUUUACUAAACAAUCACAUCAAAACGUCAAACUCAGUAGCCAACUCUGUUCUGUUUUGUCAUAAUGAUUUAUUUUAUAAAAACAUUUUACAGUUUCAACAAGGAACAUUUUUGAUAGAUUUUGACUACUCGGGUUAUAAUUAUGUUGGUUGGGAUGUUUCAUGUUUUAUUAUUAAGGCACAUCUUGAUUACAACGAAACUGAACAGUAUUAUUUUUGUAAUAAAUCAUAUGAUAUACCUUAUAAUUUAAGGUGCAUUUUUGUUUCUAUUUAUUUAUCUGAACUUUUAAAUAAGAAUGUGUUACCAUCAGAGAAUGCAGUAAAGGAAUUCCUAGAUAGUUUAGAAACACACUCUCUAGGAGUUCACAUUUUUUGGAUGUAUUGGGGACUUAUUAUGUUUGAUAAACCAAAUUCGGAAUCGUCAAUGUAUUUCGAUGCCUAUGAAUACGCCAAGUUUCAUUACAAUUAUUUUAAAUCACAAUUAAACAAAUUAAGUCAUUAA